Molecule: messenger RNA, 1349 nt
Organism: Austrofundulus limnaeus
Lineage: Eukaryota; Metazoa; Chordata; Actinopteri; Cyprinodontiformes; Rivulidae
Gene: tmem71
Product: transmembrane protein 71
Exons: 10
Coding region: 99-1088 (329 amino acids)
Source: RefSeq, a predicted model, not a curated record
CCGAGCCGAUCCAAGCCGAGCCGAUCCAAGCCGAGCCGAUCCAAGCCGAGCCGAUCCAAGCCGAGCCGCAGUUUAAAGGUCAACACUUCGAGGCCAACAUGGCGCUCUUCUUCUCUGGAGCCGUCACAAGUUCUCCAGUUAAACGGCGUCUGAGGAGGAAUCAGUGUCAGAGCCUCGACGCCUCCUUCCUCUCCCCCGACUCCUCGUACGUCUGUUACUCCUCGGCGGACGCAGGAAGUCCCUGCUGCUGCCGCCGCUCGCCCCGCCUCCUCACCAACGGGUACUACGCGGUGACGGAGGACAGCUUCUCGCUGGACGAGGACGGGAACGUGUCCCUGCUGGGCUGCAGGACCAACGUGUCCUACAAGGAGAACCUGGUCAGGUCUGGUUUUUCAGAACCUGCUGACCCGGUUCUGAUCACUGCUCRUUGGAUCAGAUUCUGUCUUCUUUCUGGGUCCAGAGUGUUCCGGCGCAGACGGCGGCCCCGCAGCGCUCUGGCCCGCCUGCUGAGCGGCGUCACAGAGACCUGCCAGUCCUGGCUGGACCAGAAAGUCUUCGGGGGUGUGUUCGGGACGAGACAGAACCAGGACCCAGACCUGGACUGGACCCAGAGCGGCCAGGUGGGCCCGUCUCCACUGGACGAGUCCUUGUGGUCGGACCUGAGCGGCGCCGAGCUGGAUGACGACUGCAGCUUCAUGUACGAUCCCACCCAAGYCCCGCCUCCUCCCGACAAAGAUGCUCCGCCUCCAAAGAUGCUCAUCCAGGAGGAGAUUUGCUCAGAGAUCUGUCAAUCAAAGCAGGAGUUGGGCGGGCUCUCUGAAGUCCCGCCUCCUUCGCCUUUCUACACCAACAGCUGCUGCUGUCAGACGUCACCUGAGCCGACAGGAUUAACUAUGAAGACGCUCCUGCUUCUCAUCUUCACCGUCUUCAUCCUCACUGCUCUCUUCUCAGGGUGUUGGUGGUGGAGCUCCAGUGUGACGUCAGCAGUGUUUGUGACCGUCGCCACUUUCAUGAUUCUGACCAAGUCUGGACCUCUGGGGGAGUGGAGACGAGCCAAGACCGAGGACAUCACAUCCAACAACGAGUGAGCCCAGACCAGAGACAAGUCAGGACCAGAGUCCUGACGGGACUCAGCAGGAAUGUAAUAAUUAUUGCUUUAUUUACAGUUUCUGAGCUCCGGGGGAACGAAAGCUAAAAAAACCCACAUUUUAAAUCAAUUUAAACUUUUUUUUACAUUAAAACCACAAAUCAGGUCAGCAGCUUCCUGUUUGGAUCAGAACUGAAGCUAAAAUCUGUUGUUGUUGUUUUAAAUGUUAAAAAGUUUUAUUUUAAAUACAAAAUCAAUGCUU